AUGGCGGCCCAGCAUCGGAUUAAGACCCGAUAUGCGUACAGGCCACCAAAACACAUCCAGGAGUUCUACAGACGGCUCAGCGCUCAUCUCUGGAAGAAGCUGAAUGCCCAGAAGCAGCUCUUCAGGCAAGCCAUGAGGGAAGUGGAGGCGUGGAUCCGUCCGACCACCCGGCGAUACCUGCGGGGCACUUUCUCAUGCGGACGCAGAGCAGCCCCUCGCCGGAGCCGAGAACCAGCAGAGCGGGAAACAGCACCGCGCCUUCCAAAAGGCGUCAUUCAUGCUCCCAGGCCGCGCAGCACGCCAAGCAAGAUCCGAUCAGCCGACCACACAACGGCCCAAGCAGCAGCUAACCGGCAGGGCAUGAGCUUGAACAGGGGAACACUCCAAACCUCCAGCGACAGCACACAGGACGCAGCAAGGCGGCCAACUGGAGGAAUAAGCCGACAAGGACUCCACUCACAACCCGCCGGAAAAGGUACCCCGGGACUUCAGUUUCACAGCGGGACACUCGUGGGGACACGGAACAUUCCGGUCAGCGGAACACAAGUAAUCGAUGUUAUCGAGCAAGGAGCAGGGGCACACCCAGAUGGUCCCCAGAUUCCAGUUGCUUCUGAUAGUGAUUCAUGCUCCUCACCAGAUGAGGACAAGUUAGCCACUUUUGAGAAACAACUCGAAGAUGAGUUCAAAGUUAAGAGCGAAGCAGAAAAGCUGAUAAAGGCGUAUUCUACCGGCCGUUCCAAAGAUCAGAAACAUCUCAGUGAUGCUCAGAAAAUACUCCAUGACAGCAAAAGAAAAAUAGAAAUUUUGCGCAUGUUGAUUCUCCAACAUAAAGAAACACCUACAAUAAGUCCAUUGGAGAAACGCAUUGAGGAGUUGAGCCACCGAUUUGCGAUCGAGCGUGCCGUGGCUGAAGGAGCCAAACAUGCCAUCCAGAAAUUGGAUGGAAAGCCGCUUGUUGAGGCACAAUCAAUACUACAGGCGUCAAAUGAAAAGCUGGACCUCCUUAAAUAUUCCUUGCAGGAACGAGUGAAAGAACUUCCUGAUGGCCACCAUAGGAAGAGUAUAACCACCGAGGAACUGUCCCUUGGUUCAGUCAAAUCCAAGUCCAUAGCACUAACCGUUUUGGUUGAUUUAUAUUCUGAUAAAGAUUGUAAUAGCCAUUGUUACAAUAUUUAUUCUGAUUGUUUGACAGGUACUCUGAAAGUGCGAGUAAAGGGCUGUCACGGUAUUCUGGAGAAUGUACCUGGCAGACUAAAGGACCCGUCAGAUGUUCUCCCUGGCAGGAGUCCACGUCGAGGAAGAUUCUUAUUAAUGAACCGGAUCAGAAGAAACAACCGUGGCAGCAAUCAGAACAUCCAAGAGACUUUUGACUUUUCUAGUGAAGUCCGUACUCAGCUGAAGAUCGAUCAUAUUCCAGUGGGUUCAACAAGUUGGAAAACUGUUUCUAACCCAUCCUGGAAUAAGACAUUUAAACUGGAUUUAGAUAAGUCUCGGGAGCUAGAAAUAUCCUUAUAUUGGCAUGAUCAGAGAUCACUGUGUGCCACAAAGACUCUGAAGUUGGAAGAAUUCCUGUUGAACCCCAAACAGGAACUGUGUCUACAACUGGAACCACAGGGCACCCUUUUCAUCAAGGUGACGUUUUCCAGUCCUUUCACCCAGAAAAGGCCAAAGCUUCAAACAAUUAAGAAAUUAAUCUCCUCAAAACAAGAGGAGACCACCGAACCAGCUCCACUGGAGGAUGCAGCUAUUGAUGCUCAUUCGCUGCCAGAAUCGGAUACUAAGAGCGUGGAUUCAUCGGCGCCGGCUGUGGAUACUGAAACGGAAAAGACCAUCCAGCCAGCUCCAGAAGAAGAUGUUGUUACUGACAAUCCUAUAUUGCCAGUAGCCACUGAGAGCAUGCGCCCAUUAACACCUGAUGCUGAUACCAUUACAGAAGAGACCUUCCAACCACCUCCAGUGGAAGCUACAACUAUUGACAAUGUACCAGUAGUGGACACUGAGAAUGUGGAUUCAACACUACCAGCUAUCAACACCAUUAGUACAGAAACUAUCCAACCACCUCCAGUGGAAGCUAGAAUUUUUGACAAUGCUCCACUGCCAGUAGCAGUAGAGGACUCUGUGAGCAUGGAACCAUUACCACCAGCUAUUGUAAGCUUGCUAGAAAUGACAAUCCAACCAGCUCUAGAAGUUGAUUUAGUUACUGACCCUACUCCAUUGCCAGUAAAGGACACGGACAGCGUGGAGCCAUCGGUGCCAGCUGUUGAUGAAAUUACAGAAAAGACAAUUCAACCAGCUCCAGAGGAGGAUGCAGCUAUUAAUCCUCAAUCACUACCAGUAGAGGACUCUGAGAGCAUGAAGCCAUUGCUGCCAGCUGACGAUGAAGAUACAGAAAAGACAAUCCAACCACCUCCAGAGGAGGAUGCAGCUAUUAAUCCUCAAUCACUACCAGUAGAGGACUCUGAGAGCAUGAAGCCAUUGCUGCCAGCUGACGAUGAAGAUACAGAAAAGAUAAUCCAACCAGCUCCAGAGCAGGCUGUAGUAAUUGACACGCCUCAAGUGUCAGCAGUGGACAAUAAGAAAGUGGAAUCAUCACCACCUGGUGCUGCUACUGAUAUGGAAAAAAACAUCCAAACAUCAACAGAGAAAGAUGCAGUUAUUGAUAUUGAUAACAUUGCAGAAGAAACCACUGGACCACCAAAGGGUUUAGUUCGUGACGCUGUUCCAUUGGCAGAAGCAGAUGUGGAAAAUCCAUCAUCAUCAGCUGGUAUUCAGCAAGGAGCUCGGCUGAGCAUUCAGGAUUUUGAUUGUCUCUGUGUGCUGGGAAGAGGAGCAUUUGGAAAGGUGGGUUAUGGUGUGAAUUCCACUUUCAAUAUAAAAGGUGUCAAGAUAAAUGCUAGGCUUAUAUGUGAAAAGGAAAUCCUACAUACUGUGAGCGAAGUACAGCAUCCUUUCCUUGUUAACAUGUUGGCAAGUUUCCAGACUCAGGGUCAUUUUUGUUUUUUAAUGGAGUAUGCCGCUGGUGGGGACUUAAUGACCGAUAUUAGGAACAACAACUUUCAGCCAUUUUCCACAACCAGAGCUGUGUUUUAUGCGGCGUGUUGUGUGCUCGGCCUGGAUUUCUUGCAUCAAAACGAUAUUGUUCACAGAGAUCUCAAAUUGGAAAACAUUGUAAUUGACAUAGAUGGAUUUGCCAAAAUUACAGACUUUGGUCUUAGUAAACAAGGGAUGGGAUAUGGAGAACAAGACAGAACAUAUUGUGGCACCCUGCAUUACAUGGCACCGGAAAUGGUUUGCGGUAAACCAUACACAACAUCUAUUGACUGGUGGAGUCUCGGUGCAGUUAUUUAUAUAAUGCUGUGUGGAAUGCUUUUGCAUAAAGAUCCCAAAGUCCGUCUAGGAGCCAGCGAGAAUGAUGCCUGGGAUCUGAAGAGCCACCCUUUUUUUAAACAAAUAGACUGGUUCGCAUUAUUGUUUAAGAGUGUCAGGCCGCCAUGCGUACCAUCCAUCGAGGGACCAGACGACGUCCGCUACUUUAAUAGAAUGUACACAUCAUGCGCCCCCAUUCUGACACCGCCAGGCGAGUCUGAGUCACUAUCUGAUGUAGAGCUGGAGCUAUUCAAAGAUUUUGACUGGGUUUCCGAUAGGAUUUAA
Pelobates fuscus (common spadefoot toad) is the source of this 3651-nucleotide messenger RNA. RefSeq names its product serine/threonine-protein kinase N2-like. The transcript is spliced from 19 exons. Bases 1 to 3651 code for a protein of 1216 amino acids. The record is from RefSeq and is a predicted model, not a curated record. Gene Ontology annotation, biological process: protein phosphorylation; signal transduction. Gene Ontology annotation, cellular component: nucleus; cytoplasm. Gene Ontology annotation, molecular function: ATP binding; protein serine/threonine kinase activity. Lineage: Eukaryota; Metazoa; Chordata; Amphibia; Anura; Pelobatidae.